Molecule: messenger RNA, 1533 nt
Organism: Rotaria sp. Silwood2
Lineage: Eukaryota; Metazoa; Rotifera; Eurotatoria; Philodinida; Philodinidae
Source: the annotation of a GenBank genome assembly
AUGACCGAUCCAAUGAAUACUAGUGUGGAAUAUCCAUCAUUUGAUCUUCAAUCAAUUCAUGUUUCAUUUGAGGAACAACGAUGGUUAUUAUCACAACGUUAUGUAUAUAAAUUAGAUAAUUUAAUACAAUCAAUUGUUAAUCUUCACAAAGCAAUUCAGAAAUAUGAACAAUUUUCCAUAAUCCCGUCAUCAUUAUCAUCUUCAUCUAUGAUAGCCGAAGUACGCUUGGAUGACGAAUAUCCUCUAUAUUAUUCAUCUGUUGUAAAUGGUUGUACAAAUAAUCAAAUUGAUCAAUAUCGUCUUCAUAAUCAACAAUUGUUUCAAUUAACAUUCAAAGAUUUAUGUACUAAUUUAAAUUAUCGUAUAUUCAUUAUUAUACUCGAAGGGUUUAUUUUCUAUUCGUCUCAAACAGCGAAACAAUAUAAAUCAAUAUUAACACAUGAGAUGCAUAAAUGUUUAUCAUCAUUUAAUACAUUUAUACAAACACGUUCAUCAAAAAUGAUAAAUUCUCUAUCAUUAUUAACAAAAUUAUCAAUUUCAUCUUAUACAAUUGUUCAUACAAAUAAUGAAAAUAAUGUCGGUAUACUUUUUCAACUUUUACCUAAAAUUCAAUAUUUUUUAACUCCAACAACAGCAUAUAAUUCAAUACUAACUGUUGAUCAAUAUGCUAAGCAUAAUAUUUCACCUGAAGAACUUCGUUUUAUUGAUUAUUCUAUGAAUAUGAAGAAUACAUCUCAUAUGAAAUCUGUUGUACAACAAGCACCAACUAAUACUUCUUCGACUGUCGGAUUUAAGUUAAAUGGAUCAAUAGGAGGAAGAAAUGGAUCAUUGCUACCAUUUCCACUUCCUUUUCAAGUUUAUCAUUCAUUACCAAUUGUCUAUCCAUAUGAUAGUAAUAUGGUUUAUAGUCAAAAAUAUCCGACAUUUUGGACAGGUGAUGAUCAUAUAAAUGAAAAUAGUGAGGCUUUAUUUCAAGCAAUUACACUUGACACAAAUUCACCAGAAUUUUCAUUUGUUCAACGAUUAUUUAAUAAAACAGUUUCUGAAAAAGAUAUUCAAAUUGCAUUUAUUGAACGUAUACAAAAUUCUCAUUUGUGGGAAAAAUUUUGUUCACAUCGUUCAUAUAUGCGACGAAAAAAUGGACCUAAAAAUCUUAAUGAAAAUUGGUUCUUUCAUGGAACAAAGUCUGAUAAUCAUCAUCAUAUCAUGUCACAUGGUUUUAAUCGUUCAUAUUGUCGUGAUUAUGUUUAUUAUGGUCGUGGUGUUUAUUUUAGUCGUUAUGCAUGUUAUUCGUGUCAUUAUAGCGACCGUCAAGAUUUAUCUUUUCUUUUUUUAUGUCGUGUACUUGUUGGUCAUCAUACACCUGGUAGUAAUGAUAUUCGUGUACCACCGACAAUUGUUUUACCAGAUGCAAAACGCGUUCAAGCAGAUUCAACAACUGAUGAGACAAUUCCAUAUACAAUUGUUUGUACAUUUCAUGAUGAUCAAAAUUAUCCAGAAUAUAUUAUAACGUAUAUGAAUAAAGUGAAUUAA